Molecule: messenger RNA, 2902 nt
Organism: Leptopilina heterotoma
Lineage: Eukaryota; Metazoa; Arthropoda; Insecta; Hymenoptera; Figitidae
Gene: Mad1
Product: mitotic spindle assembly checkpoint protein MAD1-like
Exons: 7
Coding region: 193-2226 (677 amino acids)
Biological process (GO): mitotic spindle assembly checkpoint signaling; attachment of mitotic spindle microtubules to kinetochore
Cellular component (GO): kinetochore; mitotic spindle; nuclear envelope
Source: RefSeq, a predicted model, not a curated record
AUUAUUUGCGGUCUAACCUAACUUAAUCUUGCUGUCAAAAUACCCAAAAUACUGAAUAUUUCCAAGGAAAUUAUUAUUAGCAAAUUUAAUUGCUGUUAUUUCAAGAAUUGUGUUUUAUUUCGUAAAAUAUCUAAAGAUCUAAUAAUUCUUUAAGUGUAAACAGUGGACACAGCGAAUUGAAUUCUACUUAAGAUGUCAAAUGAAGAUCCAACAUGUGUCUUAAAAAUGCUGAAAGACUUAAGAUCUGGAACGGAUGCUUACAAACGUAGCACCGGAAUUCCACUGCGACUUUCAAGUGAUUUGUCGCAGUCAAGGACCAUUAAAGAAGAUGAAGGCAGAGCAUCUCCGAAACGUGCAAAAUUGGACGAUUCUUUUAAUUCCUCAUCUACUGAUCUAGUUCCUAAGAGUCCCUGGGAAUGGAGACGUUUAAAGGGCGAAAUGAUUUCGUUAAAAGCUCGAUUAUCUCACCAGGAAGCGACGGUUGAACAAUUACAUAAAUUACGUCGUGAAAUGGAGGAAGUUUUCGAUAAAGAGAAACAUAUUUUAGAAUUGCAAAUCGAUCAAGACAAACAGGUCAUUAAUCAAUUAGAAUUAAGAAUUGAUGUUGGCAGACGAAAUUUACAGGAAGCACGCGACUCACAAGCAACGGCCGAAAAGGAUUUACUUCAAGUUAAAUCUAGAUUAGAACAUGAAAUUGCCGCUUUACAAGACGAGAAUUCCGAACUCAUGAGAGAAUUGAGAGAAAUGACCGAGAGAGAAUCUUCAAUGUCACCAGAUAAGAACAACGACGAAGUUGAAGAGUUGCAAUUAAAAUUAGAAAUUACCGAGAGUAGGGUAAUUGAACUCGAGGCAAAAUUGAAAGAAUCCACUGGCACCGAGCAGGAAAUUGAAUUGCAAAAAGUUGAAAUACAAAAUCUAAAUAAUAAAAUUGAAAGAUUAGAAGGGGAACGUGGACUUUGGGAGGAAGGAAUGCAAUUGGUAUCAAAAGCCGCCAAGGCAGCUGAUCUUGAGAAGGAAUUAAAUUUAGCGAAGGAGACAAUCGCCAAUUUGCGAGAAUCCGUCAGGGGGAAAUUAAUUCUUGAAGAGCAAAUUUCGACCCUAAAUCAACGAAUGGAACGAAUGGAGCAAAUGGAAGAGACGGUCUCCCAAUUUCAAGUAAAAUGCAUCGAAUUAUCAGAUCGUCUCUCGGAAUAUGAAUCAAUUGGAUUUUCCGGCGGUCCCGCUGUCUUGAAACGAGAACUGAAUCGGCUUCAACAAGCGGAGGCGGUUUUAACCUCAGACGAAGGUCAACUUCGAUCUAAAGUCGAAGCUUUCGAAAGAAAAUGUCAAAGUCUUCAAGAAAAAUGUGAUGAGACGAAAAAACUCCUCUCGGACAAGACAAUAUUGUGCGAGAGAAUGACGAAACUAAUAAGUAGAACGCAGAAGAAAAUGAUGCUCAUCACUAGGGAGAGAGACAGCUAUCGACAACAACUUGAUCUUUACGAAAAGGAAGUUACAAUUUCCGAUCCAAAUAAUUUGAUGGCUGAGCGAAUACCUUCACUCGAACGUGCUCUGGAGGGUUAUAGGGAAUUAGUCGCCAGAUUGGAGACCGAUUUAGAGGUUAUCGAUUCCGGAAGACAGAAAGAAGAAUUCAGAAAAUUGCAAGACGAGGUUGAGAAAUUAAAAGGAGAACUCGAACAUCGUGCUUUGAAAGGUGAUUUUAAUUGUAAUUCACGAAUUUUACAUUUUCGCAUGAAUCCCCAGGCGGUUGCUGAACAGGAAGCUGAGGAAAAGCAAAAAGCACUUUUACGUGAACUUGAGGAAUUGCGCGCAAAAGACAGUACCGGAACUGGUGGCACUGUCGGAACUUCUUCUCUUCACGCACAAGAAAUAGCAGAACUGAAGCAAUCGCACGAGUUGAAAAUUACACGUCUAAAGGAGGCGUUUAAAUCUUCUACUCAAGAAUUUCGCCAGGCGUGUUAUCAACUGUUUGCUUGGAAAGUUGAUAGAACGAAAGAAGGAAUGUAUAAAUUGUCCAGUCAAUAUGCCGAGUCUCCAGACGACUUUUUAUUCUUUCAAAUGAGUAACGACGGUGUAAAUCUUUUGGAAACUCCAUAUUCAGAAACAUUGGACAAUCUAAUUGAGAGAUAUUUAAAAGUUCAACGAAGUGUUCCAAUGUUUCUCAAUGCAUUACAAUCGGAAUUGUUCGAACAGCAAACUGUAACGGAUAUUUAUUCCGGUCUUUAAAAAAAUCCCCAUAAAAAGAUUAAUGGGAAUGAUAUUAAUUUUGUAGACCUUUUAAUGAGACAACUUUUUCAAAAAUAUAUCAUUUUCCAUCUUAGAAAUAUUUUUGCAAAGGGAAAUAAAAUAAGAGAAAUAUUAAUAUUAUAUUUAUCAUGUUUCGGUUGUUUGGAUUUAGAAAAUUUUAGUUUACUCUAAACAAAAAUUACAUCUAAACAGAAAUAUUAAUUAUUCAGGAAUAAGUAUUUAAGUCUAAGUAAUUUUUAGGCGAAAAAAAAAUAUUCAUCUAAAUAAAUAUUUAAGAUUAUUAUUAAAAAAAAUGUAAAUGUUCCAAUUCACAGUGAAUUGAAAUAGUUUUAUUUAUUGUCAUUUUAGAACAUUUUUUCGAAAAAAAAAUGUCAUAAAAGUUGUCUUUUCUAUAAUUUUCAUAAAACAGUUGCAUUCUGCUCAAAGUUAUUUUAAAGAUAAAUUUGAAUGUCUUCUACUUUAGCAACGUGUAUAUUAUAUAAAAUAUUUAAGUAAUUUUUGUAAAACACGCAUUAUAGAAAUCUUCGAUUAGUGCAUAAUAUUGAUAUAGUUUUUUUGUAGUACGCAGAAAAAUUCUUAUAGAAUUUUUUUCAGCUUGAAUAAUUUAGAUAAUAAGUUAAUAAUGAUAAUAAUAAUAAUAAUGAUAAUAAAAAUA